This is a messenger RNA of Cyclopterus lumpus (lumpfish), 1552 nucleotides long. It is a transcript of the gene exosc1, whose product is annotated as exosome component 1. Gene Ontology annotation, molecular function: RNA binding. The coding region runs from base 49 to 633 and encodes 194 amino acids. The transcript has 8 exons. Gene Ontology annotation, biological process: RNA processing. The record is from RefSeq and is a predicted model, not a curated record. Lineage: Eukaryota; Metazoa; Chordata; Actinopteri; Perciformes; Cyclopteridae. Gene Ontology annotation, cellular component: cytoplasm; nuclear exosome (RNase complex).
CACAGCCAAUCACAGCCAAUCGUCUGACGAGCUGUGCUCCUCGAAAACAUGUCUCCCAUGAAGCUGUGUGUUCCAGGUGACAAGCUAUGCAGUGCAGAAAACUGCAUUCCCGGCACAGGAGUAUAUCUGCGGCACGGCUACGUGUACUCCUCACUAGCAGGCUACGUGCUCAAGAAGAACGAGGGAGAGAAGUUACCAGUGAUCUCAGUGGUGCGGGAAACAGAAGUGCAACUACUACCCGAUGUAGGGGCAAUAGUCACCUGUAAGGUGACCAGUAUCAACCCGAGGUUCGCCAAGGUCCACAUCCUUUAUGUGGGCUCCACACCUCUGAAGGACCGCUUCAGAGGAACAAUCAGGAAAGAAGAUGUGCGUGCGACAGAGAAAGACAAGGUGGAGACGUACAAAAGCUUCAGACCUGGCGACAUCGUCUUGGCGAAAGUUAUUUCUCUCGGUGAUGUGCAGUCAAACUACCUGUUGACAACGGCAGAGAAUGAACUUGGGGUGGUGGUGGCUCACAGUGGAGCAGGUGCCCAGAUGGUUCCCAUCAACUGGUGUGAGAUGCAGUGUCCACGAACGCACAGCAAAGAGUUCCGCAAAGUGGCGCGAGUGCAGCCGGAGUAUCUACAGGCAUGAGAUCACUGUCCUCCACAAGGAACACACAGCUUCCCCUCCAUCUUUCACUUGCUGUUGUCAAGUAGCCUUCUCACUCUGCUGUAGAUGUUUUCUGAGGGACCGGAUAACGUGGGUUGCGUCUGGUUUUGCGUCUCAAGUGUUUUGUUGUUUGUUUUAAAUAGCUUUCCCUCUGCACAUUUGAUUGUGCCAGCUUAAACACUGAAGCAGCAUCAGAACAAAUUCUUAACUAUGUAGCGACUGUUGUAAAUACAUUUUUAACUAAAGGGUGCAUCAGCCAGCAAUGUUUUUUAAAGUUGCCUUUAAAUUGCUCAUAAGAACCUUCUGACUGAGGAUGUUGCAUUGCAGCUGCCGAAUGACCACCAUGUUGAGAAGCUAAAACACAAGAACCUCGGGAAGAGGUCUUGUUUACAGAGGCAGGAUUCACUCUUUUCUUACCAAGUAUUGUAGCCGAUCAUCACGGCACUCGAAGGAUAAAGCAGUUGCAUAAAAGUAAGACUAGGUUAAGAUGAGGCUUACAAUGCAUUUUAUAACCAGAGCAUCAUUAAAGGGCAGUGGCUGUAUGGGGUCUGAAAUAAGGACGUGACUUAAAAUGCGUGAAAAAACAUGAAUCUACUAAUUUGUCCUUUAGAACUUUUCCAGUUACAAGUCUAAUGUUGACGCACCAGUUUGAGUGAAUGUGAUUAGGAGCGUAAUGUUAAAUCAAGCUUACAACACAGCUACCAAUGUGUAGAAUAUUUAAGUUAAACAUGAGGCAAAUAUUUCUUUGGUUUUCCAGCAGUUAAAACUAAAUUGAGCUUGCAAGCAGAAAUGUCUCCUUUUAAUCUUUGAAGUAAAGUGUACUCUGACUUUCCUUCAACCUCCACUUCAAAGCAAUGUCAUUCAUGUGCAAGAUUGGAAUUAAAAACUACUAUCAAAGCCA